AAUCACAAAUGUUAUCAUUCGAACAUGUCCUUUAAGCAAGACGCAAAAUCUGUAUUUAGUGGUUUAUCUAUUACAGAUAAGCUACUUCCACUUUUGAUUAUCCUUGCUAUUAUAGUUGGGGUGUUGAUUUCGGUGUAUGCCCCUUCAAGUGCAGAUGCUUUUGAGGGAGCCCAAGUCGUUGGGGUUUCUGUUCCGUUAGCUGUUGGUAUGAUAGUUAUGAUGGUACCUCCGUUGUGUAAAGUAGAGUGGGAGAAUUUCCAUAAUUUUUUCAAGAAAAGCACAUAUUUACGUCCACUAUUGAUUUCAUUAUUUAUAAACUGGAUUAUAUGUCCAUUUAUCAUGCUUGCGUUCGCUUGGUUGGUUUUAUUUAACUACGAUGAGUAUAGAACGGGUAUUAUUAUGAUUGGAAUAGCAAGAUGUAUAGCCAUGGUUUUAUUGUGGAAUGAGAUUGCUCUAGGAGAUAACACCCUCUGUGCUGUACUUGUGCUUAUCAAUAGUUUGUUGCAAGUUGUUUUGUACGCGCCAUAUCAGUUAUUCUUUUGUUAUAUUAUCAGUGGUGAUCCUAUUCCGAUCGACUCUGGUGUUUCCUAUUCAAUUGUGGCCAAGAGUGUUGCUUUCUUUUUAGGAGUUCCACUUGGUUUUGGUAUCAUUAUAAGGUUCGUCUUGAGAUAUUUUAAGGUAUAUGACAAACUUAUGCCAUUUAUUAGUCCUUGGGCCUUGAUUGGAUUAUUAUACACCAUUAUUGUCAUAUUUAUAGAUAAAGGGAAAGAAUUUAUCGACGAGGUUGGAACGGCUUUCCUUUGCUUUAUUCCAUUAACGUUAUACUUCAUCAUCUGCUGGUUUGUUACAUUCUUUGGAUUGAAAUGGAUGUCCAAACCUCUUAAAGCGCAAUAUGAUGAACGUAAGAGAUUGUUGUGUGGAUGUGAAGAGAAAAUUGAGAAACAUCCCACGAAAUGGAAGAGUGCAUGUUCUGCUAAUUAUUCACAAAUCGUGACCCAAAGUUUUACUGCUGCAUCCAACAAUUUCGAAUUGUCCCUUGCUAUUGCUAUUUCCAUCUACGGCUCCGGAAGUAAGCAAGCCAUUGCCGCUACAUUUGGUCCAUUAUUGGAAGUGCCAAUCUUGUUACUUUUGACAUUUGUUGCUAGAUAUUUUCGAACUAAGUUUAUUUGGGUAGAUGUCGAAGAUGAAGAAGAGCCAUAGUACAUUACCAUAAUUUAUCUAUAAAAUUUGAAUAGUAAUACCUUAUUAAUGUUGAAAAUUUAAUUUAAUUUCCAAAAAGGAAUCAAACUAUAGUUAGUUUGUGUCAAUAUGCCAACCAUUUGUCAUGAAGAUAGAAAUUUUUCAACUGUAGGAAAUAUUGUCACAAAGUGAUCCAACUUCUUACAUAUCUUGGGUGUUCCUCAUGAUGUGCACAUGUUUUGCUGACCAACACAGGAAAUUAAAGAAAGCUGAUACUUAGAAUUGAACCCACAUGGUCAUGUACCAACUAUAGUUGAUGAAAAUGUUACGUUACGUGCAAGCAAUUCUAAUAGAAUAUUGCAGACAAUUACGACAAAGACAAUAAAUUUAACUACUCACAUGAUGAUUUAUUGUACUGGAAACAACUAAGAUGAUUAAUCUACUAGUCUACUCAAUUCUGCAAUGCGUUAGCUAGACUUCUUUUCUACAAGAAAGCGGUAGGAACAUAAGAUUAUACUGCUGUUGCCCUUCUACCUUCUGCACUACAUAAAGGAUUGUAUUGCACACAUACUAUUUGAACAUAAAUACUUAACGAAAGAAAAAUAAUUUCCUCUAUGUACCUUCAAAGUGAUUUCUUGUCAGGAAUAUAAUUUUUCUAAUCUUAUAAAUAGCAUACAUUACAUGGUUCUAACUGCCACAGUACAGUCUCUCCCUUUAUUUUAAAACUAGUAGAAAUAAACUUUCGUACUACUACGACAAAAAUUAUUC
Molecule: messenger RNA, 1947 nt
Organism: Spathaspora passalidarum NRRL Y-27907
Lineage: Eukaryota; Fungi; Ascomycota; Pichiomycetes; Serinales; Debaryomycetaceae
Gene: ARR3
Product: Arr3p
Exons: 1
Coding region: 340-1200 (286 amino acids)
Biological process (GO): arsenite transport; antimonite transmembrane transport
Cellular component (GO): plasma membrane
Molecular function (GO): arsenite transmembrane transporter activity; antiporter activity; antimonite transmembrane transporter activity
Source: RefSeq, a predicted model, not a curated record